Molecule: messenger RNA, 1716 nt
Organism: Aureobasidium melanogenum CBS 110374
Lineage: Eukaryota; Fungi; Ascomycota; Dothideomycetes; Dothideales; Saccotheciaceae
Product: carboxylesterase family protein
Exons: 4
Coding region: 1-1716 (571 amino acids)
Molecular function (GO): carboxylic ester hydrolase activity
Source: RefSeq, a predicted model, not a curated record
AUGGUCAACAUCAAGGCCCUAGCGAGCGGCUUCGUGCUUCUCAAUGCUGCAUGCGCGGCUGUUGUUAAGAGGGAUAACAACCACCAAGGUUCCGUACCUACUGCACACGUCAAGAAUGGCACCUACACAGGCUACUACGCACCCGCCUAUGGCACCGACGGCUUCCUCGGAAUGCCAUACAGCCAACCUCCUGUUGGCGAACUACGUUUCCGUGUCCCUCAAUCUCUCAACACUACAUGGUCUGGAAUCAGGAACGCUACCCAGUACAGUCCAGAGUGCAUUGGGUAUGGCAGAGAUACCUGGAGCCAAGGCAACUACGUGAGCGAAGAUUGUUUGACUCUGAAUGUCAUCAAGCCAGCCGGUUCCCAUGCGAGCCUUCCUGUACUUGUCUGGAUCCAUGGAGGAGGCCUUGUCAUGGGUGGUAGUGCAGAUCAUCGUUACAAUCAAUCCUUCAUCGUUCAACAGUCCGUGGAAGCAGGAAUGCCAAUCAUCGCUGUCAGUAUCAAUUAUCGUCUGUCUUCGUGGGGCUUCCUUUAUGGACGUGAGAUCCAGGAGUCAGGCAACACCAUGAACGGAUUCAGAGAUCAACGCCUUGCUUUGCGAUGGGUCCAAGAGAAUAUCGCUGCCUUUGGAGGCGAUCCCAACCGUGUCACCAUCCAAGGCGAAUCGUCAGGAGGCACCAGUGUUGGAGCUCAAUUACUUGCCUACAAUGGCCGCAAUGACAGUCUCUUCCAUGCAGCUAUCGCUGAAUCUGGAGCUCCCGUUGGACUCCAACCUGACUUCCACGUUGCUGACUGGGAACCCGUCAUCGCCAACAUCAGCAAAGCUACAGGAUGCAAUGGCGCUGGUUCUGUACUUGAUUGCCUCCGUAAAGUACCUACUGAUAAGCUCAACUCUGUCAUCAACUCUACCGCCACUCAGGGAGCUCGAUACGGUCCUGUCAUUGAUGGAGACUGGUUCACUCAGACUGCCUCGCAAGCACUUGCUAAGGGUGACUUCCUCAAAGUCCCUUACAUUAUCGGAGUCAACGAGGCCGAGGGUGUUGGCUUCGGGCCAGGAGGGCUCAAUACGACUCAGCAAGUCUUGAACUAUCUCGUCAGGUCAGGUUAUGACAAUGCUACAGCCCAUGAUAUCGCCAUCCUCUACCCUGACAUUCCGGAUAUUGGUGUACCUAGUACUCUUCAUGGUAGACCGAACGCUACCAUCGGACUUCAAUUUAAGCGUGCUGCUGCCAUCGGCCAGGACAUGAGUAUGAAUGCAGGUAGACGUCUGACAGCACACUGGUGGGCAAGACAUGGUGCCACAUCCUACACCUAUAUCUUCAACGCCCUUGUCAAUGGUCUCCCAUACUUCGCCGGAGCAGUCCACUUCCAAGAAGUUGCUUUCGUCUUCUACAACACAGAAGGUCUCGGCUACCCUCAGAACGGGAAUCCCAAUCCCCUGGGCGGGCCAGCACGUGAAUCGCUCGUCACUUUAGCCAAGCAGAUGUGCCGUAUGUGGAUCAGUUUUGUCAAUUAUGGCGAUCCGAACAUGCAUCUUGGUGUACCAGCAGAACCUUGGGUCGCUGUUGAUGCGGAUGAACCUGAGGCUUACUACUUCAAUCAGAACACUACGUCCAGUUCUAUGCCUGAUGAUGUGCGUGCUGAGGGCGGUACAAAUUGCACUGGUAUUGUUGCUUGUGGCAGCACUUACAACGGCGACCUUGGCAAUCUCUAG